Molecule: messenger RNA, 3279 nt
Organism: Lathyrus oleraceus (garden pea)
Lineage: Eukaryota; Viridiplantae; Streptophyta; Magnoliopsida; Fabales; Fabaceae
Product: putative leucine-rich repeat receptor-like protein kinase At2g19210
Exons: 12
Coding region: 337-3129 (930 amino acids)
Biological process (GO): protein phosphorylation
Molecular function (GO): ATP binding; protein kinase activity; protein binding
Source: RefSeq, a predicted model, not a curated record
AAAAAUUGUCUUUUAAUUUAACGUAAUGAAAAUACUUUUGACUUAACAUCAACAAGCUUCCUUGAUAAGUACUAUAUAGUGAUUAAAAAUAGGCCUAAUGCCAACAUUUUCAAAAUUUUGGUUCACCAAUUUUGACAAGCAAUAAAAUAUGGCAAAGAAAAGUACAGCACAAUACAGAUAUCUCAAUUGGGAAGCUUCUGAUGGUAAAAAUAAAUAAAGGGUGAAAGGAUUUAAUAUGCAGAAGAAUUUGACUAAUAGAACUCAUAUGAAGAUUAAAAUGAAUAGCGUCAUUGAAUAGUUAAGCUGAAUCAAUACUAACAUCUUGUAUCAGAUUGAAUGUGUAACAAGUUUUCAAGUUCAGAUAUGGCAGGACACUUCGUACUUUUAUUGUUUCGACUCUCUUUGAUUUUACCUUUCAUUGUUCAUGCUCAGGACAACCAAUCAGGUUUGGAAGUCUCAUCUCAUAGCAUUAGCAUUAGUAUGAAAUCACAUGUAAUUUGUGAGAUACGGAUAAUCAUGCUUCGUGUUCUUAGAACUUUGUUUUACCCUUUUGCAGGAUUCGUUAGUAUUGACUGUGGACUAGUGGAUGAACCAAGCUACAGAGAUGAAACUACUUCCAUCUAUUACACUUGGGAUGUUAAUUUCACAGAUACUGGUGUAAGCCGCAGCAUAUCGUCUAAACACAAGGCUUCCCUUGAAAGACAGUUCUGGAAUGUUAGAAGCUUCCCAGAAGGAACCAGGAAUUGCUACACCCUUUUUGUUUCACAAGGAAGUAGCAAGAAAUACUUAGUCAGGGCCAGUUUUGCGUAUGGUAAUUAUGAUGGAAAAGUCUCUCUUCCUGAAUUUGAUAUUUACCUUGGAGCCAAACGGUGGGAAUCCGUGGUGUUCGAGGAUUCAUUGAGUGUAAUAACUAAGGAAAUAAUUUAUGCUGCUUCCUCGGAUUAUGUUCAUGUUUGUUUGUUCAAUACUGGAAAGGGUACACCUUUUAUUUCAGUUUUAGAGGUUAGAGUUCUUAACAGUGAUGCUUAUCUUGUUAACUCUUUGGAGCUUUUGGCAAGAUUUGAUGUAGGCUCACAGGGUGGUUCAAAAAUCAGAUAUCCAGAUGAUAUUUAUGACAGAAUAUGGACACCAUAUAACUCAAUUGACUGGAAAAAGAUACAUACUUCGCUCACCGUACACCCACCUUCGUUCAAUUUCUUACCGCUACCACCCUCCGCUGUCAUGAGAACAACAUCAGUUCCAGAAAAUGACAGCGACAAUGUAGAGUUUUACUUCCUUCCCAAGUAUAAUGCUUCCAGAUAUUACGUGUAUUUGUACUUCGCUGAAAUCCAGAAACUCAAGGAAAAUCAAAUUAGAGAGUUCAACAUUUUUGUAAAUGGGAAGCUUUUAAAUAAUGAUCCAGUCAACCCUUUGUACCUGCAGAGCAUGUAUUAUGUAUCAGUUAUAAGUGAAAAUAAGUUGGAACUUUGGUUUAAUAAGACUAGUAGAUCAACUCUUCCACCACUCUUUAAUGCGAUCGAGAUAUACAUGACAAAGGACUUCUUACAAUCAGAAACAUAUCAAACAGACGUUGAUGCUAUCCUCAAUGUGAAGUCAAUUUAUGAUAUCAAGAGAAACUGGAAGGGAGAUCCUUGUGCUCCUGUGUCUUUUUUGUGGGAUGGUCUAAACUGCAGCUAUGUUGGAUCUAAUUCACCAAGGAUCAUAUACUUGAACUUAACUUCUAGCGGCUUAAUUGGAACUAUAGCUCCUGCCAUAUCCAAUCUAAAGUCAAUAGAAUAUUUGGACUUGUCAAAUAACAGCUUGACUGGGGCUGUGCCUGAUUUCCUAUCUCAGCUGCGCUUCUUGCGAGUUUUAAAUCUGGAAGGAAAUAAGCUAUCAGGAGCAAUUCCAGUAGAACUUCUUGUGCAUCCAAAGAAUAGUGUGCUCAAAUUCAAUUUUGGUGGAAAUCCAAAUCUUUGCUCCUCAGGUUCAUGCAACAAGAGGAAUGGAAAUAAUGUUGUGGUUCCAUUAGUAGCAUCACUCGGAGGUGCUUUCGUGAUACUAGCAGUAGCAAUGAUUUGUUUUCGCAUAUACUACAAGAGACACCAAACUUCCCAUUUGCUGAGCAAGGUGGGUGCUUAUUCAAGAAUAAAGCGGGAACUAGAGUCAAAGAAACAAGAGUUCACCUAUGAAGAAGUAUUAAACAUUACCAGAAACUUUGAAAAGGUUGUCGGAAAAGGAGCAUCUGGAACAGUCUACCAUGGCUGGAUUGAUGAUGAUACUGAGGUAGCUGUCAAAAUGCUAUCUUCCUCAUCAGCUCAAGCAUAUCUGCAAUUUCAAGCAGAGGCCAAACUUUCUGCUAUAGUUCAUCAUAAAUACUUGACUGGUCUUAUAGGGUAUUGUGAUGAUGGCACCAACGUGGCUCUAAUCUAUGAGUACAUGGCUAAUGGAGACUUAGCCAACCACUUGUCAGAUAAAACCGAAAAUAUAUUGAGUUGGAAUCAGCGACUUCAAAUUGCAGUAGAUGCUGCAGAAGGAUUGGAGUAUCUGCAUCAUGGCUGCAAUCCACCAAUUGUUCACAGAGAUGUUAAAUCUAAAAACAUCUUGCUUAAUGAAAAACUCCAGGGUAAAUUAGCUGAUUUCGGGUUGUCGAAGAUUUUUCCUAAUGAAGGUGACACUCAUGUCUUCACGGUUGUUGCUGGCACGCCAGGAUACCUUGAUCCAGAGUACAAUAGACUAAACAAGCUGAGAGAAAAAAGUGAUGUUUUCAGUUUCGGGGUAGUUUUGCUUGAGAUAAUUACAGGACAACCUGCCAUAACCAAAACUGAAGAGAAAAUCCAUAUUAUUCAAUGGGUUGGUUCAUUGCUGGUGGAAAGAGAGGUAAAGGAUAUUGUAGAUUCUAGAUUACAAGGAGAAUUUGAUAUUUCCUCUGCAAAGAAAGUUUUGGAUAUUGCAAUGGCUUGUGUUGCACCAACUUCUAUCAAUAGGCCAAUGAUGAAGCAUGUAGUUAUGGAACUGAAACAAUGUUUGGAAAACAAGAUUACUCGUCCGUGUGAUUCAAAUUAUACUCAUGAGAAUGAGACCUUAUCCAGCACCUUAAAUUCUGUUUCCUUUGAUAGAAUUAGUGGUGAGAGCUCUCUAGCGAGGUAAUAAUUUAAUUAGGACUAGAAUGAGACACGCGUAUUUGUGCAAGUUAAAGAAUUUUUUUGUAUGUUAUUAUAUAAAGAACUUGAAAUUGCAAAUAAAUAAAAUUAUCAAAGCUCGGAAAACAAAAAAUAACUAUGAGGAAUUUAACCUGGU